AUGGCCUCGAACCCGGCAUUUCGACAGUCUGUCCGGCAGCCACAGUCCGUCAAGAGUGAUUUCGAGAACGAGGAACUCCGCGUCCAGGUGAAUGCUCUGCGCUAUGAGCUGGACAAUCUCAAACAAGAGCGCGAUCUUACCGAAUUGCGCCAUGAGAAAGAGCUGCGCGACCUACAGCUCCGAGCAGAUUCCGACUUUAGGAAAGCCCAGAGCGCGGAAGCCGCAAGCAAUCGAGCAACCCAGAAGAGCGAAACUUUGGCGAAAGAGCUAAAACAAGUCCAAGAGUCAACACUCAGCGACAAGGCGGGCUUGGAGCGACGGAUCCGCACGCUACAAGACGAGAAACAAUCGCUUCAAGAAGAUAUCACUGAAGAACAGGCACAGCGAUCAGACCAGGAGAGACAGUUUAAGCGGCAAAUCAACGAACUCGAGACUUUGCGCGUCACAUUAGCCCAAACACUGGAAAAUAUGCAGAAGGAUUUGCAAGAUGUACAAAAUAAUGCGCAUUCUACAACCACACAAUUGUCGCAACUCGAAAGUCAGGUUGCGACUCUAGAAGCUGAAAAUCUGCGCUUGAGAACCGAGGGCAGCGGAGCUGAAGAGCUGGCCGUACUGAAAAGAGAACUUUCCGAGCAAGUCUCGCACAUCAGGAACCUGGAAUCUACGAAUCGUGAGCAAUUGACAGAGUUGCGUCAUCUACGCAAAGUGCAGAGAAAUGUUGAGGUCGUUGAGGAACAGAAGAAAUCCCUUGAAAACCAGCUACAACUGAUGGCGAAUUUGGAGACGGAACUUGGAAACGUGCAGAUUCAAAAACGAGUCCUGGAAGAUGAGCGCAGAUCAUGGACCAGCAUGCUCGAAUCGAAUAGUGAUUUCUCCGGUUUCGACUCCCCAGAAGCAGUAGUAAAAGCGCUUGUGGAGGAACGGAUCGGAAAACUCACUCUAAUCGAUAAGCUGGGCAGCCUGGAGCCACAACUUCUGGAAAAGGAUGAAAUUAUCCAGAGCCUCGAAAGCGAGAAGCGCCAACUCAGACAGGAAAUUGAGAAGCUUCGUACCACUGCAUCUGCUCCCGGUGGAGCUUUGGAUACUCGUGCUAAACUCCGGCUGGAGCGUCAGCGUGCACUAGCCGUGAAAGAAGUGGAAUACCUACGUGCACAGCUGAAGACAUUUGAUACGGAGGAACUAACUAUGCAUGAAGAAGGGAGUCAUUACGACGAGCACAAAACCCAGCAAAUCGAACAAUUGGAGAAACUUGUUGAUGAAUAUCGCGUUGAAUUGCACAAAGUACAUGAAGAAUUAUCAGCUCUCGAAAAGUCAUCUUCGCAGGACGAAGACGCAACUACUGCUACCACAGCAGCAUCUCGAGGAGUCAAAAGACCUCUAUCACCGGCAGAUAGCGAUGCGGAAUCCGAGCGAAUCUCGAUCCUCUCCCGCAAGAACCGUUCACUUCAAGAAUCACUCUCAAAAUCCGAACAAGCCGCCAAAGUCCUCCGUCACGAACUGGACGCGACCAAAUCCCACCUAUCCACUCUCCAAGAACAAUCACGCACCCGAAUCCUCGAGCUACGAGCCAACCCAACCUCCGAAGCCGAGAACCUCAAAAUGACAACCCUGCGCGCCUUACAGGCAGAAAACCGCGAUCUACUAGCCCAACUGCGCAGCGACCACGCCAAAGUACGCGUCAUCCCCGUCAGCACGCUAGACAGCCUAAAACUCGAAAUGCAAGACCUGGAACGCACCGUUGCCGAAAAGGAGAAACGCAUGCGCCGCCUCAAGGAAAUCUGGACUGCUAAAUCCUCCGAGUUCCGUGAAGCCGUUGCCUCGGUGCUAGGCUACAAGCUAGAUUUCUUACCCAACGGUCGCGUGCGAGUUACUUCCAUGUUCCACUUAUCGCCCGCAUAUCGACACGGUUCAUCGUCUUCGGGCUCGGGCUCAGGAGCACCGGCAGUAGCACCAGCUGGAUCUGGAAGUAUGGGCAACGGAGAAGAGAAUUCGAUUAUAUUUGAUGGCGAAAACGGGACGAUGAAGAUCUCCGGAGGUCCCAAUAGUUUGUUUGCGCUUGAAAUUAAGCAUCUAAUCAAGUUUUGGGUGGAGGAGAGGAAGGAUAUCCCCUGUUUUUUGGCGGCGAUGACACUUGAGUUUUAUGAUAAGACUACGAGAGCGGCGAGAGUCUGA
Molecule: messenger RNA, 2172 nt
Organism: Talaromyces atroroseus
Lineage: Eukaryota; Fungi; Ascomycota; Eurotiomycetes; Eurotiales; Trichocomaceae
Exons: 3
Coding region: 1-2172 (723 amino acids)
Biological process (GO): mitotic spindle assembly checkpoint signaling; attachment of mitotic spindle microtubules to kinetochore
Cellular component (GO): kinetochore; mitotic spindle; nuclear envelope
Source: RefSeq, a predicted model, not a curated record